AUGGGGGCGCUGGCCGGGGGCCCGCUUGCUGCUGUGGCUUGCCCUCGGCCUCCCGCAAAGCCUCAUGUCUGUGUGCGCACACAUGUGCUCUCCCAUGCAGGGCUGAAGUGUGGAGUUCGUGCCAUCCAUUUGAGCAGUUCAGAAACUGACUUGGCAUCUGGGUUCUUCUCUAGAACCUUUCACAGGAGGAAUUCAACAGUUGGUCGACAUCCAUGGCAGGUCUCCCUAAAAUUAGGUGAGCGCCACUUCUGUGGAGGAAGCUUGAUCCAAGAAGAGAUGGUUGCAGAGAUGGUGGUUACAGCAGCCCACUGCCUGGUUAGCCUCUAUGAGAAGCAAAUUAGGAGUCUGACUGUGACUGCUGGAGAGUACAACCUCCGACAAGAGGAUGAGCAGGAGCAGAAUAUUCCUGUCUCAAAAAUUAUCCAUCCUAAAUACAGCAGGCUUGGCUAUAGGAGUUCUGAUAUUGCACUGCUGUUUUUAAAACACAAAGUCAAGUUUGGCAUUGCUGUUCAGCCGAUCUGUAUUCCCCACAGAGAUGACCAAUUUGAAGAAGGGAUUCUUUGCAUGGCCAGUGGAUGGGGCAGGAUUUCAGAGACAAAAGAAUAUUCAAAUGUCCUACAAGAAGUGCAACUUCCCAUCCUGGAUGACAGAACGUGUAAUGCUGUGCUCAAGGAUAUGAACCUUCCUCCGGUAGGAAGGACCACGCUGUGUGCCAGUUUCCUUGAUGGGGAAAAGCAUGCCUGCCAGUGGGACUCUGGCAGUCCACUUGUUUGUAGAAGAGACAAUGGAAUCUGGGUCCUUGUUGGGAUAACUUCCUGGGGAGCUUGUGCUAGCAAUUGCGCUCCUUUAAGAAAUAACCAUAGACGAGCAUCGCCUGGCAUUUUCUCCAAGGUGUUUGAGUUGACAGAUUUCAUCACUCAGAACAUGUUCACAGUAGGUGUAAUUUCUGUGAAUUCUUCCUCAUUUCAUUCCAAGUCAAAACUCGAUCAUACUUAUUUAAAGAGGAGUUUCUCUGAUAUAGAACAGAUUGGUGGUUGCCAGAGGUAGUGUUGAGGGGAGGAUUGUAGAUCUCAGGGAACAGUGCUGUUUGGAGAAAGUGGGAAGAUUCAUUGCCCCCAUUCUAAAGCAGGCAACUAUUCUCAUAAUUGCUUAUGUAUCUGGAAAAUAAUGGUACCAGAAGAUAAAAUUAUCCUGAUAAAAUUCACAAGCUUAGACAUAGAAAAUCAAGUUGGAUGUGACCAUGACUAUGUAUCUUUACAAUCAAGCAAUGGAAUGCUUAUUAGUAAGGUCUGUGGAGACAUAUUACCCUCACCACUGCUGACAGAGAACAGCGAGGCCGUAGUUACAUUUGUGUCUGAUACAGAAAACAGCGGCAGUGGCUUCGAGCUCACCUUUACUGCUGUACGGAAGAACUCGGAAGCUGGGAAGUAUUUCAGAUUUUCAGGUUGCAGGAGUGCGGCUGUAUUGGUGGAAGAAGGGACGAUUCAUUCUGCCAAUUAUCCUGACUUGUAUCCCAGGAAUGUAAGGUGUCGCUGGUUCAUUCAUGCUCCAGGGAAUCACGUUAUAAAGUUGGCAUUUGAGGACCUUGCUAUUGAAUUUAACGAAAACUGUAUUUAUGAUGCCAUCGUGAUUUAUGGUGAUCCUGAAGAGGAGCAAGAGUUAGCUAAACUUUGUGGAACCUUGAGCCCUACUCCAGUAUUCAGUCCUGGUGACAUGAUGGUCAUUCAUUUUAAAAGUGAUGGUGAAAAUAACUUCCGAGGCUUCAAGGCUAGAUUCACCUGUCUGCCCUCAGACUCUUUAAACAAAAUUGGAUCGACAUCACCUGCCAAAACCAAUCCUGUUUCUCCUGCAAAACCUAUUCCAUAUGGUGAGCUGAUGGCCAUAUAUAUCCUUUCAAAGGCCUUAUCUUACAUUGACUCCACAGUGAAGAAGAAUGAGUGUUAUAUUCAGGGAAGUCAGAGAAGGCUUCAUGGAGAAGAUACACUUGGGCUGAGUCCCUGCAGUAUUCCAGACAAGAGAAGAGCAUUAAGAUGCUGUGAAUUUGGUGUCUGUGGUAUCCCUCCGUUCAGUCCCCAGUGGCUUUCCAGAAGAAUUGCAGGAGGGGAAGAAGCCUGCCCCCACUGUUGGCCGUGGCAGGUGGGUUUGAGGUUUCUGGGCACUCACCAGUGUGGAGGUGCCAUCAUCAACCCAGUUUGGAUUCUGACUGCAGCCCACUGUGUGCAACUAAAAAAUAAUCCACUUUUCUGGACCGUUGUUGCUGGGGACCAUGACAGAACCCUGAAAGAAUCAACUGAGCAAGUGAGACGUGUAAAGGACAUCAUGGUCCAUGAAGACUUUGAUAGACUGACCUAUGACUCUGACAUCUCCCUUAUACAACUGAGCUCUCCCCUGGAAUUCAACUCCAUGGUGGGACCAGUAUGUCUCCCACACAGCGUGGAGCCUCUGCUUUCCUCUGAGAUCUGUGCUGUGACUGGAUGGGGAUGCAUUAGUGAAGGCCUAGCCAGUCGCUUACAGCAGAUUCAAGUGCCCGUGUUAGAGAGACAGGUCUGCGAACGCACUUACUAUUCUGCUCACCCAGGAGGGAUCACAGAGAAGAUGAUCUGUGCUGGCUUUGCAGCGUCUGGAGGGAAAGAUUUCUGUCAGGGAGACUCUGGUGGGCCAUUAGUAUGUAGACAUGAAAAAGGUCCCUUUGUCCUCUAUGGCAUUGUCAGCUGGGGAGCCGGCUGUGCCCAGCCAAGGAAGCCAGGUGUAUUUGCCAGGGUGAGUGUCUUCUUGGACUGGAUCCAAUCCAAAAUCAAAGGUACAGGUCCUGCUUCACUUCAGAUAGAUAAUGAAAGUAAAACCCUAACAAGACAACAAUUGCUACCAUCCACACCUUCAACAGACAGUGCAUCUAGGCCAGGCUGUUACUCUGAAGUGGAGCUAGAAGAACCCAGAGGCUUCUUUUCAACUCCAAGAUAUCCUCUGGAUUAUAGAGGAAAGCUGGAAUGUUCUUGGGUGCUCAGAGUUUCACCAAGUAGUAUGGCAAAAUUUACGGUUGAGUAUCUGUCACUCCCUGGGUCUUAUAUGUGUCGAGAUUCAGUUCUGACUAUUUAUGAAGAAAGCCACAGUGAGAGAAGGAUGGCAGGUGGACUAUGUGGAAGAAGGCUUUACCCAAAUUUCAUGAGCUCUGGACCACUCGUGAGGGUGUCUUUUCACUCCCUUGUGCAAGGUGCUUUUGGCAUAAGUUAUAUUGUCUUUAGAGUCCAAGGUCCAAAAAGCAGUAAAACUACCAAACUUCUCCAGGGUACAAACCAAGUGCAUGUGGCCACUUGUGAGGAUGUUAUUCUGACCAAACCAGCAGGAAUCAUACAGAUCCCAAGAUAUUUUCACAGAACCACUAUGAGCUGCCACUGGAGGUUAUUAGCCCCUUUAAAUCACAUCAUUCGCCUUGAUAUUAUCAACUUUCAGAUGGAACCAACACCCCUGGCCUGUCAGGGUCACCUGUGGGUUUAUGAAGGAUUUGGAGCAGACAAAAAAUUAAUAGGUAACUAAUUUCCCAUGAAGAACUAUGAUAUUGAUUUUCCUUUAAGAAAUAUUCUUAGAAUGUUUUAUAAUCAUUGUGUGACUUACAGAUGACAUAAAUUAGUCUCUGUGUGAUACUGGAACAGCCUUACUGUUACUAUUUUUUUAGAUUUGUAAUCGAGAUUAACCUAACAUUCUCUCAGAUUACAUUAAAAACAAAACCCAACUAUAUGCUGCUUACUUAGAUCAUAUCUAAAUGAAACUUGCCCAGAAACACUAAAAAUAAAAGAAAAAUAAAGCAGUUUUAGACAUAUGUAACACCAGAAAAUUUAGAGUAUAAUAUUAAUCAGACCAAAUAAUAUUCAUAGGAAAGGCAUUGAAUGGGUUUAUCAAUUAGAUAGUAGCCAGAAACCUGAUGACAGGGACUUAAAUUUAUUAUAUUGAAAGAAAGAGAAAUCCAGAGAUGGGUGGAUGCACCCUAGUUCAACAGUUCAAUUCUGUCAAGACAGCUGUUACUGAAAUUCCCUUGGCCUUUUCCUGAUGGUUCCAUAAUGCUAUGUCAGCUCUUAGCAUUACACUGGGGGAGAAAGGGA
Molecule: messenger RNA, 4097 nt
Organism: Equus caballus (horse)
Lineage: Eukaryota; Metazoa; Chordata; Mammalia; Perissodactyla; Equidae
Source: RefSeq, a predicted model, not a curated record